Messenger RNA from Trypanosoma cruzi, 387 nucleotides. RefSeq lists its product as uncharacterized. The transcript has a single exon. The coding region runs from base 1 to 387 and encodes 128 amino acids. The record is from RefSeq and is a predicted model, not a curated record. NCBI's taxonomy places the organism in Eukaryota, Euglenozoa, Kinetoplastea, Trypanosomatida, Trypanosomatidae.
AUGUCUGCCCGUCGAUGUUUUUGUGUCCUCCAGCCCUUCUCCCAAUACGGAGGUGCUUUCGUCGAGUCUCGUCGUUUUACCUCCACGAUCCUUCAGGAGCGUCUGCGGAGGCUGGCAGCUAUUCGUUCCCCGGAAAAUGUGGUGGUUGAGGAGAAAAACGAGUUGGAGAGAAGCCUCCCGCGCGAAGUCGAGGAGAUGCACCAAAAGGCACAUGAUGCGGGGAAGGACAAGUACGUCGACCCGAACACCGGCCAGAUAGUGCUGACACGACACUUCCACAUAAAGCGUGGCAUCUGUUGUGGAAACAGAUGUCGGCAUUGCCCGUACAAUCACGUAAACGUUUUGGCCGCGGCCGCUCGAGCUCCACCAAAAAGACAGAUCGAUUGA